Messenger RNA from Juglans microcarpa x Juglans regia, 935 nucleotides. RefSeq names its product signal peptidase complex catalytic subunit SEC11C-like. Lineage: Eukaryota; Viridiplantae; Streptophyta; Magnoliopsida; Fagales; Juglandaceae. The record is from RefSeq and is a predicted model, not a curated record. Gene Ontology annotation, cellular component: signal peptidase complex; membrane. The transcript has 8 exons. Bases 112 to 645 code for a protein of 177 amino acids. Gene Ontology annotation, molecular function: serine-type endopeptidase activity.
AGAGAAGACUCAGAAGAGUGAAGACGUGAGAGAGUCGUUGUGGUGUAAGUGAUCGCAGAGAGAGAGAGAGAGCAAGAGAGAAGACUUUGGAAAAGAAAAAAGAAAAGGGAAAUGGGGUGGAUAGGUGAGACGAUGGACUCUAUCAAAUCCCUUCAGAUCCUCACACAGGCCAUCACUCUCGGCAUGAUUGUUACUUCUGCAUUAAUAAUUUGGAAGGCAUUGAUGUGUAUCACUGGCAGUGAGUCCCCUGUUGUUGUUGUACUUUCUGAAAGCAUGGAACCUGGCUUCAAGAGGGGAGACAUCUUGUUCUUACACAUGAGCAAAGAUCCUAUUCGUGCAGGGGAGAUUGUUGUUUUCAAUGUUGAUGGUCGCGACAUUCCAAUUGUCCAUCGUGUAAUUAAGGUCCAUCAAAGGCAAGAUACUGGCGGGGUUGAUGUCCUUACAAAAGGAGAUAAUAAUGAUGAUGACGACAGGGUUUUGUAUGCUCAUCGCCAACUCUGGCUUCAACGGCACCAUAUAAUGGGCAGAGCUGUAGGGUUCCUACCUUAUGUUGGCUGGGUGACGAUUAUCAUGACUGAAAAGCCACUUAUCAAGUAUAUUCUUAUUGGUGCAUUGGGGUUGCUUGUCAUAACAUCGAAAGAUUGAAGAAUGAAGCAAUUUCAAGUCGUGGUUGAUCUCCAAUUAACCACUGUUCAUAAGCGGCUGCUAUCCUCUUCUUGAAUGUGCCUUGUCUUGUAUGUUGGACGAGUUUUAAUUAAUGAUAAAAGUAAACCAGAAUAGUUGUUUAAGAGCCUGUGUUUUGUCCUUUCAACACUCGUAAUAAUCUGUUUAGGGAGGCCGGAUAAGAGGCUGGAUAAGGAUACAGUGCUUUUGUUACUUUGAAGGGAAAGGUACUCAAAGUAAGCCUUUUGUUACAUCAAUCGUAUUAUUAUUCC